Messenger RNA from Mycena citricolor, 531 nucleotides. The record is from the annotation of a GenBank genome assembly. NCBI's taxonomy places the organism in Eukaryota, Fungi, Basidiomycota, Agaricomycetes, Agaricales, Mycenaceae.
GAACACUCAUCUUCCGCCAAAUGAAGUCUUAGUCCAGCCCUCCAUGGCGACUCUUUCUUGGCCCGAUGUCAAUUGAAUGAUCGCGUCCCGCAUCUAUAUGAAACUGUAGCCUUACCGGCCAAGGCCCCCACUCGACGCCCCAGCCCACAAACCACUAUGACCGUUCCAGAGAAAUCAACGCCCUAUCCAGGACCGGCGGUCGCUCAGCAACCUCAAGCGCCAGAAUACGCACCUAUGCCUGUGCCCUCGCCGCCGACAUACGCGCAGCCCACCUAUGAAUCUGUCCUGACACCUCCUCCAAUGGCCACCCCUCAGCUCAGUGCCGGCCCGAACAUGACUGCAUUUGAGAUCGGAGAGCGGUAUCGAGCGGAAUUGUACGCCCAGUGUGCUCAAGGCAUCCACCAGCCAUCUAGGAAAUACGGCGUUUGCGGUAUCAUCUCGGCGGUCUUGCUAUUCCCCGUCGGACUCAUUUGCUUGUUGUACGUGAAGGACCGUUUCUUUUCGUCGAGGUUACAUCUGACUGACAAAUGA